This is a messenger RNA of Kwoniella shivajii, 5646 nucleotides long. RefSeq lists its product as uncharacterized. Lineage: Eukaryota; Fungi; Basidiomycota; Tremellomycetes; Tremellales; Cryptococcaceae. The record is from RefSeq and is a predicted model, not a curated record. Gene Ontology annotation, molecular function: ATP binding; DNA binding; TBP-class protein binding. The transcript is spliced from 15 exons. Bases 1 to 5646 code for a protein of 1881 amino acids.
AUGUCGUUUAGACGGGAUAAACUUAUCCUACUGAUAGAUACAGGUACUUCGCCACAUGUUCGACGUACAGCUGCCAAGCAGCUUUCUGAUUUGACCUUCAAGGCUUUCUUAGCUACUUCUCGACCUUCGCGAGAGAACAAGGAAGAUGUCAAACCGGAAUUUGAAGCUGAUGGGAAUGGACCUGUAGCACUGACGUCGAGCGGGAGCGAGGAGGACGCAUGGAAUGAUGUACUCGAGACAAUUAGUAAAGUUUUACCCUUACUGAGGAGUAAAGUUUCGGAUACUCGACAUUCAGCAGCUUACGCUCUCGGUUUACUCGCUGCCUCUUUACCCGAAUGGCCACAUUCAAGUAUAUUCACUAUGGAAGAUGAGCAAUUCGCUCAACCUGUAGAUCUCAUAUUCCUGCUCAAGAAUAGCUCGACCCUGCUAGCAUCAGCAGGAAGAGAAUAUAUCGCCAAACCAUUACCUGGAGAUAAAGCAAAACGUCGGAAAGCGAUGAUGGGUUCUUUAGGGCUGGGAGAUGCCGUUGGCUGGGGAGAUGAUGUCGACAAAGUCAUUGGAGAUGAUGAAGAUGAUAUGGAAGGUGGAGAUCAUAGUAAUUCGAAAGCUGGACCCAGUAGGGAACCAUCUGCUCCACCUCCACCACCAAAAGAUCUCUUUGAAGGAUUGAGCGCUAGACAAGUAACGAUGUUGAAGAGAAAGAAAGGUAACAUGGUGGAGGAAGCAAACAAGAUGCGUCGAAUGAACGAGAAGAUGUCCGGAAGCACGCCGACAUCUGCUGGACCAUCGCCUAUAUCGACACCUCCAGAAGUGCCGUCGUCGGCGAAUGUCAAAUUGGAAGAACCAUCAGUGAAGUCAGAAGUAGUCACAAUUGAUCCAGGCGCCAAAGCUAGAGCCGCAGCUGCUGGAUCCGGUGGUCAAGUUGAACCGACGGUGGAUGCAGACGGAAAUCCUGUAGUCACAUCGUCGGUCAGAGUUCUGAAUCUGGUGAAGGAUCAAUCACCUUGGACUACAGUCCUCCUGGAUAUAUCACCUGACCUGCACGAACAGGUCUGGCAAGUUCGACAUGGGGCAGCGUUGGCGAUAAUGGAGAUACUCCGUUCUUUAGGAUCUCCUUACGUAGCGAAACAACCUGAACUCUACUCAUAUCUCGCUCAUCAAUUAUUGUCUCUUCUGGUACUUGAUCGAUUUGGUGAUUUCGUGGGAGAUACAGUCAUUGCUCCCGUUCGAGAAACGGCUGCUCAAGCAUUAGGUAUUGUCCUUAAGUAUAUCGACUUCGACGGUGUAAAGGAAAUACACUCAACUUUGAUGGGAAUGGUAAAACAGCCUUGGGCUAAAAGAGGUAAAGCAGCUGACGGGAUAGAUAAAAGUGAAAAAUUUGCUUGGGAAGUUAGACAUGCCGGUCUCUUGGGAUUGAAGUAUGAAGUUGCGGUUAGAUCCGAUCUCUUGAAUGUGAAAUUAGAAGAGGACGUAAAAAUGGAGGAUAUCAAGCCGGAUCUAAAUACAACGGAAUUCAAUCUCCUGAAAGACGUCGUAGACGCUGGCGUUUUGGCGCUUGCAGAUUCAGACGAUGAUGUCCGGACCGUAGCAGCUACUGCUUUAACUCCAAUCCCGGAAAUCAUCGCUACUCAAUUGACAAAAGACGAUCUUCACAACCUCCUUUCCACAUUAUGGGACUGCCUCAAAGAAGGUGGCGACGAACUUGGUAGUAGUACGGGCGCAGUCAUGGAUCUUUUGGGUGUUCUGAUUAAACAAGAGCAGGUGAUAGAUUACAUGUGUGGACAGCGGGAACGUCUCACGGCGCGGACGUACAAAUUUAUGCGACAUCCGAUCGCUGCAGUUCGUCUGUCUGUAAUCAAAAUUCUGCUUUCAUCGUCUGAUCAUCGUGAACUUAAAAAAGAAUGGCUUGAGGAUGAUUACGCCAGCUUCCUUUUCCAGAACAUGCUAUUGGAAGAAAGACAAGAUAUCAGGGAACUUUCCCUCAAGGCUUUCGUUGCGGCCUUCGAAGAAGUAGCAGAAGAGGCUGGAGAACAAGCAGGCUUGAUGGACUUGAACGACUGGUUCACACUAGUCAUGAUGCCUAUAGGAGCACCAUUUGAUCAAACGCUGUUCAAGAAGGCAGAAAGAUCGACCACUGGUCACAAUAUCGAUAAAGCAAUGAUGGCAGGUGAUAUGUCACUCGUAUCGAUGGAUACAGCUCUUCAAACCCGACUCACAGGUGCUAAAGCUUUAGGUAUUCUGAGGAAAUUUCACGAUGAAGAUGAUGAAGACGCAAAUGACCUGGAGCACCUGAAGCAAUACCUCAGUUCAGCUAGUGCACAUCAAGUUUUGAUGGCGACUGCCAUAAUCCAAGAAUGGUCUUCUGCUUGCGGAUUCUCUACAAAGCGUCCACGCAGUCUUGGUCAGUCCGAUGAGCUUGCUAUCCCACUCGUUCCUAUCUUGGUCGACAGAAUCGAAUCACCGCCGCCUGCAACAUAUCACGAAAUGUCAGUCAUCCUCCAACGUAUAUACACCGAGUGCCAUGCACUGUUGAACGCGUUCAACGUCGAAGGUAAAGUGUCUAAAGAUAGAAUACCGACUUUGCCUAGUCAUAUUGAUCCUCUCAGCACAGCCGCCGACGUGUUCUCAUUGACUACAGCUCAACAGGCUAUCGGUGCGACAUUCGAUGGUCUUUCCAAGCUUCUCACCAAACCAGCACAGAAGGUCGCUUUGCAUGCCCUGAAAGAUAGGCAAAGGAAAGUCAUGGGAUCUAUUGGUUAUUUCUCUGUAAUGAAAGAACGAUACGACACUCAAAUUAUGGCUGGUAUCGCAGGUGCCUUAGUAGCUUUGCGAGUGAUGCCUUCAAAGCUAGGACCGGUUAUCAAGAGUUUGAUGGAUGCAGUAAAGAGAGAGGAAAAUGAGAUCCUUCAAUCCCGAGCGGCCUCAUCCGUUGCUUAUUUCAUCGAAUACACAACGACUCCUCUAUUCACUGGGAAAGUCAACCCUUCAGACAAAGUGAUACGGAAUCUCUUCACAUUUCUCUGUUCCGAUACGUCCAUCACUCCCAUAUUCGCUUCUGGUCAAAAUGCUACAGAUGGCAUCAUCACUCUACGGGAAGAGAAGGCCUCUGUCGCAGCUGCAGCCAAGAAGGGAGCAAACAAGGACAUUCCCGAGGAAAGUGAUGAGCAAAUUGCUGCUCGCGUGACGAGAAGAGGUGCUCUUGAAGCCUUCAGAGCUCUCGCAAAGACUUUUGGGGAGAGGCUGUUUGAGGAGGUGCCCAAAUUCUGGGAAGGCAUUAGUGCUGCUUUGCUCUCUAACUUUGCCAUUGGCGUCAAAAUAGAAGAGGUUGACAACCGACUUGCCGAUAACACGCAAGCAGGACAGGAUGUUGUUGACUGUCUGACCUCACUACGAUUGAUCAUUCCUGAACUAGAUCCUGACCUUCAUAUUCAACUCCACACUCUGUUCCCAGCUAUCAUCUUGGCAUUGCAAAGCUCAUAUGCCGUCAUUCGUUAUACUGGCGCGAAGUGUCUUGCAGCCUUAUGCGAUGUCAUGCUCAAUGAAGGUAUGAGAAGAGUGGUGGAUGAUGUCGUACCCCUUGUUGGCAAUCCGACUAGGGUGUCAUCAAGACAAGGUGCUGUAGAAGCUAUACAUCAUAUCAUCAAAGUGCUGGACAUCAAAGCUUUGCCAUAUGUUUUAUUCCUCAUUGUUCCUAUACUUGGAAGAAUGAGUGAUCCAGAUGAACACGUUCGACUCCUUUCUACCAGCUCCUUCGCUUCCCUUGUCAAAAUGGUUCCGCUGGAGGCCGGUAUACCCGAUCCAGAGGGAUUCUCUCCUGAACUUCUAGCCAAACGAGAUGAAGAACGUAAAUUCCUCAUGCAACUGCUUGACGGCAGUAAAGCUGAGCAAUAUCAAAUCCCAGUUGAGGUCAAGGCGGAUUUGAGACAAUAUCAAAAAGACGGUGUCAGCUGGCUAGCCUUUUUGGCUAAAUAUCAAUUGCAUGGUAUUCUAUGUGAUGAUAUGGGGCUCGGCAAAUCGCUUCAAAGUAUCUGUAUAAUAGCCAGUAAACACCAAGAAAGAGCCGUUCGACAUUCUUUAUCAAAAUCGGUUGACACUGCACACUUACCUUCGAUGAUAGUAUGUCCACCAACAUUAACAGGACAUUGGUAUCAUGAAAUACUGAAAUUCACACCACAUUUGAAACCCCUUCAAUAUGUCGGAAAUGCAGGUGAAAGGACUCUACUUCGAACUCGGUUUCCAGCACACGAUGUGAUCAUAUCAUCAUACGAAUCGAUACGAUCAGAUAUAAAUGACUUGACCAAAAUUAAUUUCUUAUAUUGCGUGUUGGAUGAAGGUCACAUUAUCAAAAAUGCAAAAACGAAAUUAUCAAUUGCAGUAAAACAAAUAAAAGCUCAACAUAGAUUAUUACUUUCUGGUACACCUAUCCAAAAUAACGUAUUGGAAUUAUGGAGUUUAUUCGAUUUCUUGAUGCCUGGUUUCUUAGGAAAUGAAAGGAUGUUUAACGAUAGAUUUUCAAAACCUAUUUUGGCUGAUAGAGAAGGUAAAGCCACCUCUAAAGAACGUGAAGCAGCUGCAUCUGCACUGGAAGCAUUACAUAAACAAGUCUUACCAUUCCUGCUUCGUCGAUUGAAAGAAGAUGUCUUGGAUGAUCUGCCACCCAAGAUCAUUCAAGAUUAUUAUUGUGAACUCUCGUCCGUUCAAAAACACCUCUAUGACGAAUUUGCUAAAUCACAAGCAGCCGAAGAAGCAGGAGUGGAAGUAUCAUCCGAUACUGCUCAAAACGGUUCUGGUCAAGGUCAAGGGCACGUCUUCCAAAGCUUACAGUACCUUAGAAAGUUGUGUAAUCAUCCUGCAUUGGUGUUAGAGAAUCAACCUCAAAGAUUCAAAGAUAUUCAAAAGAAGAUUGGGAUAGAAGCGUCAGGUGGAUUACAUGAUAUAAGUCAUGCACCCAAAAUGGAAGCUUUGAAACAACUAUUGACCGAUUGUGGGAUCGGCCAAAUACCUGAUAAACUAUCCGACGAUGUGAAUCAACAUCGAGUGUUGAUAUUCUGUCAAUCAAGACAAAUGCUUGAUUUGAUCGAAAGAGAUCUAUUCGGAACUCACAUGACAUCAGUCUCGUACAUGAGGAUGGAUGGAUCUACUGAUCCCAGGAAACGACAUGCUAUCGUUCAAACGUUCAAUCAAGAUCCACGGAUCGACGUUCUACUUUUGACUACCAGUGUAGGUGGAUUAGGGUUGAACUUGACAGGCGCAGAUACUGUCAUUUUCGUUGAUCAUGAUUGGAAUCCAAUGAAAGAUCUUCAAGCGAUGGAUAGAGCACAUAGAUUAGGUCAAAGAAAAGUAGUCAACGUUUAUAGGUUAAUCACUAGAGGCACUUUAGAAGAGAAGAUCAUGGGUCUGCAACGAUUCAAACUCAAUAUAGCAUCAUCAGUUGUAACUCAACAAAACGCAGGAUUAGGUUCAAUGAAUACAGGAGAAGUAUUAGAUCUAUUCACAGUUUCAGCUGAAGGUGAAAAACCGAAACCUAAAAACACCAAUAAUAACGGUCCGUCAUCGAUGAGUAAGAUGUUAGAAGGCCUCGAUGACCUUCCUCCAGAAGAAGAAUAUGCCGAAUUGUCCCUCGACAAUUUCAUGAGCAAAGUUUAA